AUUACUUAUGUGUCUCUGCCUCUUUCAGGACUCAAAACAAGCAAGAUGUCUGCACCUAAAGGAGUCGCCAUCGGCAUCGACCUGGGCACCACCUACUCCUGCGUGGGCGUCUUCCAGCACGGAAAAGUGGAAAUCAUUGCCAACGACCAGGGCAACCGGACCACGCCGAGCUACGUGGCGUUCACCGACACCGAGAGGCUCAUCGGGGACGCGGCCAAGAACCAGGUGGCUUUAAACCCCAGCAACACCGUGUUUGACGCCAAGAGGCUGAUUGGCAGAAAGAUCGACGACCAGGUGGUGCAGGCCGACAUGAAGCACUGGCCCUUCAAGGUGGUGGGAGACGGAGGGAAGCCCAAGAUUCAGGUGGAGCACAAGGGGGAGUACAAGACCUUCUCCCCGGAGGAGAUCUCCUCCAUGGUCUUGGUGAAGAUGAAGGAGAUCGCCGAGGCCUACCUGGGCCAAAAGGUGUCCAACGCCGUUGUCACAGUGCCGGCGUACUUCAACGACUCCCAGAGACAGGCCACAAAAGACUCCGGCGUCAUCGCGGGACUCAACGUCCUGAGGAUCAUCAACGAGCCGACGGCGGCCGCCAUCGCGUACGGGCUGGACAAAGGCAAGUCGGGGGAACGCAACGUCCUGAUCUUCGACCUGGGCGGCGGCACCUUCGACGUGUCCGUCCUGACCAUCGAAGAUGGGAUCUUUGAAGUCCGAGCCACGGCUGGAGACACUCACCUGGGCGGAGAGGACUUUGACAACCGCGUGGAGGACCACUUUGUGGAGGAGUUCAAGAGGAAGCACAAAAAGGACAUCGGCCAGAACAAGAGGGCCUUGAGGAGGCUGCGCACCGCUUGUGAGCGGGCCAAGAGGACGCUGUCCUCCAGCUCGCAGGCCAGCGUCGAGAUCGAUUCUCUGUUCGAGGGCGUCGACUUUUACACCUCCAUCACCAGAGCUCGCUUUGAGGAGCUGUGCUCCGACCUGUUCAGGGGAACGCUGGAGCCCGUGGAGAAAGCCCUGAGGGACGCCAAAAUGGACAAGGCGCAGAUCCACGAAGUCGUCCUGGUCGGCGGCUCCACCCGCAUCCCCAAGAUCCAGAAGCUCCUGCAGGAUUUCUUCAACGGCAAGGAGCUGAACAAGAGCAUCAACCCUGACGAGGCGGUGGCCUACGGCGCCGCCGUGCAGGCCGCCAUCCUCAUGGGCGACACCUCGGCCAACGUUCAGGACUUGCUGCUGCUGGACGUGGCUCCUCUGUCGCUGGGCAUCGAGACGGCUGGAGGCGUCAUGGCGCCGCUGAUCAAACGCAACACCACCAUCCCCACCAAACAAACCCAGGUCUUCACCACCUACGCCGACAACCAGCCCGGGGUCCUCAUCCAGGUCUACGAAGGGGAGCGCGCCAUGACCAAGGACAACAACCGGCUGGGCAAGUUCGAUCUGGCGGGGAUCCCGCCGGCUCCACGGGGGGUCCCGCAGAUCGAGGUCACCUUCGACGUGGACGCCAACGGCAUCCUGAACGUGUCGGCGGCGGACAAAAGCACCGGCAAAGAGAACAAGAUCACCAUCACCAACGACAAGGGCCGCCUGAGUAAAGAGGAGAUCGAGAGGAUGGUGCAGGACGCAGACGAGUACAAAGCCGAGGACGACCUCCAGAGGGACAACAUCUCUGCCAAGAACUCCCUGGAGUCCUACGCCUUCAACCUGAAGAGCAGCGCGCAGGACGAGAACCUGAAGGGCCAACUGAGCGCCGAGGACCAGAAGAAGCUGCUGGAGAAAUGCGAGGAGACCAUCGCCUGGCUGGAGAACAACCAGCUGGCCGAUAAAGACGAGUACCGACACAAGCAGGAAGAGCUGGAGAACGUGUGCAACCCCAUCGUCAGCAAGUUGUACCAGGGAGGGCGGCCCGCAGGAGGCUGUGGGGCGCAGGCUCGAGCCGGCUCCCAGGGGCCCACCAUCGAGGAGGUGGACUAAAGGGUACCCUUCAUGAGGACUAUAUAAUCAGUGGGAAUGUUUGAAAGACAACCGGAGCUUUAUAUUCAUAUGUUUAAAAAAAGGGAUCUCCACUGUGGUGAAGUUGUUUAACGAGUGCAAUCUGUGUGUAUUUUUAAUCUCUGCCUUGCUGGACAUUGCAAUAAAGAUCAAAUGUAAAUAUGAAAAGAAAAAAAUA
Molecule: messenger RNA, 2161 nt
Organism: Pseudoliparis swirei
Lineage: Eukaryota; Metazoa; Chordata; Actinopteri; Perciformes; Liparidae
Product: heat shock 70 kDa protein 1
Exons: 1
Coding region: 46-1965 (639 amino acids)
Biological process (GO): protein refolding; cellular response to unfolded protein
Cellular component (GO): blood microparticle; vesicle; cytoplasm
Molecular function (GO): heat shock protein binding; ubiquitin protein ligase binding; misfolded protein binding
Source: RefSeq, a predicted model, not a curated record